CCCCGCUUCCUCCCCUCCGAGGCGGCGGCGGCGGCGGCGGCGCUUGGGGAUCGUCCUUCGCCCGGCUGCUUUGCGCGAUGUGAACGUGCGGAUCGCAGAAGCGGCGGGCGGAGCGCGAUGGAGCGCACCAAGCUGUUCGUGGCGCUGGAUGUGCUGUGCCUGGUGGUCGCCUCCCUUCCUUUCGCCAUCCUGACCUUGGUGAACUCUCCCUACAAACGGGGUUUCUACUGUGAGGACACUUCCAUAAGUUAUCCGUACAAGCCGGACACCAUUACACAUGGGGUGAUGGCUGGAGUGACCAUUCCCUGCACCGUUUUCAUAAUUUCAGUCGGCGAGGCUUACCUGGUCUACACCAAACGCUUGCACUCGCGUUCCCAGUUUAACAAUUACCUGGCUGCCCUCUACAAAGUUAUAGGGACGUUCCUGUUUGGCAGCGCUGUCAGCCAAUCGCUGACUGACUUGGCCAAGUACAUGAUUGGGCGUCUGAGGCCGAAUUUCCUGGCGGUCUGUGAGCCAGACUGGACGAAAGUGAAUUGCUCGGUUUACAUCCAGGUGGAGGACGUGUGCCAGGGCAAUGCCAGAAACAUCACAGAAUCCAGAUUGUCAUUCUAUUCCGGACACUCUUCCUUUGGGAUGUACUGCAUGAUGUUUUUAGCGCUUUACGUCCAGGCCCGCCUGGUUGGCCGAUGGGCUCGGCUGCUGCGCCCGACUAUCCAGUUCUUUCUCCUCUGCUUCGCCAUCUACGUGGGCUACAGCCGGGUGUCAGACUACAAGCACCAUUGGAGCGACGUGCUGGUUGGCCUCCUACAGGGGGCGCUCAUUGCUAUCCUUACGGUCCGCUACAUCUCCGACUUCUUCAAGGAGAGGCCCCAGGCACCGUGUGUGGAAAAGGAUCUCGGACGUAAACCCAGCAUCCCCCUGCCUCUGAGCGAGUCGGAGUGUAAUCACUGCAACUAUCGGGUUCCUGUGUGAACGGGGUGACUUCGAAUUGGUUUGAUUUCAGCAGCGAACACCACGUAUCUGCCUAUUAUCCGAUAUCUCUGCCUCUCUGAUACAUUUCUACUUUCCCUUUGGACUUGUCCAACGAAGAGGCAAAACCAGGACAUUUUUUUUCUUCUUUUUUCGUUCGUUUU
Messenger RNA from Crotalus tigris (Tiger rattlesnake), 1133 nucleotides. RefSeq names its product phospholipid phosphatase 2 (gene PLPP2). The transcript has 6 exons. Lineage: Eukaryota; Metazoa; Chordata; Lepidosauria; Squamata; Viperidae. Gene Ontology annotation, biological process: signal transduction; phospholipid dephosphorylation; phospholipid metabolic process. Gene Ontology annotation, molecular function: phosphatidate phosphatase activity. The record is from RefSeq and is a predicted model, not a curated record. The coding region runs from base 118 to 972 and encodes 284 amino acids.